AUGGCCGUGCCGGUCAUCGAAACCAACAACACCAUCUCCCAUCCUGAAGGCGGGUGCCCGUUACAAGUUGGUGAAGGAACGUACAUUCUGAAGGAUGAUCUCCUUCUUGCAACACCGCCUCCGCACCCAUCUGAAGCGCCAAUUGUCAACCCAAACCCUCUCGCGACUGUCCCGAACCCUCCGACAUCUGGUGUGAAGGUGUCUUUGGUCACCCUAGACGCGCGCAAGAGACCACCUACAUUCUUAACGACCAAGGUUACGGCACCGCAAUUUGGCGAUGGAAACCCUGCGCUCGCUCCACCGCCAGCUAACUCGAAGGACGCGAAAAAGCGGAAGCCAAAGAACAAUAUCAUCAAGAGCAGCUCCUCGUUUGUUUCGAGAGUCAUCACCCAUGAGACGUCGGCGAAGAGGCUGAGCGACCGUGACCCUAAUGGUGUCUUUGCGUUUGCCAACAUCAACCGCGCAUUCCAAUGGCUAGACCUCAGCGCCGCGCAGAAAGAGGAACAUCUGACCAAAGUUCUCUUCACCAAGGCACAUAUGUUGUGUCACGACAUUAACGACGUUACCAAGUCUUCAUCCCACUUGGACAUCGUCAUGGGUUCUUCCGCGGGGGACAUCAUCUGGUACGAGCCCAUGUCGCAGAAAUACGCCCGGAUCAACAAGAAUGGAGUGAUCAACAACUCCCCCGUCACUCAUAUUAAAUGGCUUCCUGGCUCUGAGCACUUGUUCAUGGCGUCGCAUGCAAACGGAGCUCUGGUGGUUUAUGAUAAGGAGAAAGAGGAUGCUCUGUUCGCAUCCGAGGCUAGCACUCCGUCUGAGAAGGAGGGCGUUCGACUACCUCUGGAGGUCCAGAAAUCCGUCAACUCCAAAAACCAGAAGACCAACCCGGUCGCACUGUGGAAACUGUCCACCCAUAAAAUCGCCCAGUUUGCUUUCUCGCCGGAUCAGCGGCACUUGGCCGUGGUUCUAGAAGAUGGGUCGCUGCGUCUUAUGGAUUACUUGAAGGAAGAGUGA
Penicillium riverlandense is the source of this 1014-nucleotide messenger RNA. RefSeq lists its product as uncharacterized. Gene Ontology annotation, biological process: carbon catabolite repression of transcription. Gene Ontology annotation, molecular function: protein binding. Lineage: Eukaryota; Fungi; Ascomycota; Eurotiomycetes; Eurotiales; Aspergillaceae. The coding region runs from base 1 to 1014 and encodes 337 amino acids. The transcript is spliced from 2 exons. Gene Ontology annotation, cellular component: nucleus; cell division site; cell tip. The record is from RefSeq and is a predicted model, not a curated record.